This is a messenger RNA of Symbiodinium sp. CCMP2456, 2339 nucleotides long. The record is from the annotation of a GenBank genome assembly. NCBI's taxonomy places the organism in Eukaryota, Dinophyceae, Suessiales, Symbiodiniaceae.
GGUUCCAUGCGCUCUCUGCAGAUGUGACACCAUCCAAGCCUCAGCGCAGAUUCCGGUCGUUCCUCUUCGCUACGCGGCUGCUGUUGGUUUGGCUCCUUCAUGUGGUGGACUUCACGACGGACGUGUGGGUGGCCGCACUCCUGCACCAGGAAGGACGGCACGGCCUUUUUGCAGCCUCGCUGACCUUCUUGAUCUUGCCGACAUUGCUGCGCUGGUGCAUGAGCAGCUUCACCAUGAAUCCCUGCACACCAGAUUUCCUCGGACUUCGCGAGGAGAAUCCGCCCAUGUGCCCCCGCUUUGCUUACAUCCCAAUUCUGGGGGAGCUGGCGGUCAUUGCAGACACCAUCAAAGGUCAGUGGAAUUGCGCGCAGCCAAGCCUCAGGGACAAGAAGGAUCCCGGAGAGGUCCUGGUGUAUCUGCGGCUCAUGGAAGCCACUUUUGAAGCGACGCCGCAGGCCAUCAUCCAAGGUCUCGUUCUGUACGAGGAGUUGUCGAUGGAUGCGCCGAUUCUGUACAUACAGUGGCAGUCCUUUCUGCUUUCCUUCGUGGCGAUUGCAAUUGGGCUGUCGAGCGUUUCCGUGCACAGGCUAUCCCGGCGACAUGAAGAGGAGCAGAAGCACAUGCGACGGAAGCGGUUUGACGACGGCAAGGGGAUGAUCAUGGGCACCAUCGGCCGACUGUGCCUUACCGUAUACCUGGGUUCAGACAUCUUCUUGCGGAUGAAUGCGAUCGCAACCCUCCUCUAUAGCCCGUAUGCAGUGUGGUUUGUGGUCUAUGCUGGUACAGCGUAUGCUGGACUUCCAUGUCUCGUGGUUGCUGGAACCUUGAUCGGCAUGAUGUUCUUCGAAAAGGACAAGUUUGAAGGGAAGGUGUCGUGUUGCGCUCACAUUGGCAUUGUCACCGUCAUGUACACAGGCACGCUCCUGACAGCGGCUUGUGCAUUUUUAAUCCCUCUGGACGUGGCUCUCUGCUGGCAGUCUCCGCCCUUCUCUUGGCUACGUCUUGCAGAACACCUUGCCAUGAGCAUCAUCAGCUUCGUCAUCGGGGCUCCUCUGACUUGGGUGCCUUUGCUGCUCUGGUUCCUCUCCGCCUCGACGAUUGUUCCGUCUGGCUUAUUCCUGGAGCUUUACAAGCUGCCUUGCAGCUUAGAUGCUUCGGCUUGCCUUCGUCUGCUGCAGAGAUGCCUGCGCAGUGUUUUCGACCUCUGUCCCCGGACCUCUGUCCGAGUGCAGCCGGCGAGGGAGAAGAUGGGGCUUGGCUUGGCCAAAGAAGCCGAGGAGCCAAGGUCGGAGUGGGAGGCGAAGGUUUCUGAGUUGGCCAUGCGGAGCUUCACUGUGGGUCAUCUGCUAGAGUUCUGCGAUGCGCUGGCCACCCGCUCCCUAAUGCCACACUUCGACGCCUCGCGAAGCACCACCAACGAUGUGGUGCGACAGGCGAUCAUCCCCCUGAGCCGUCUCGAUGGGCCCUGGCACACCAUCCGAGGAGGAGACAGUCACGCUGUGAACGAACUGGGACGCGCCCUGGCCUCCUGCAUGGAAGCUGAGGCCAAGGAAGCCGAGGUCAUGAUCACCCACAACUGGGACAACCUCUUUUCGCAUCUGGUGGCAGCAACCGUUGCAGCUGCGCUGGGUCAUUGCACCUUCGAGCAGGUUCUGCGGGUGAUGGAAAACACCCGGGGCAUCCAGGCUCUGAAGAAUCGGUGUAUCGAGGCGAAGUGCUCAGAUCUUCGCAUCUGGAUUUGUGCUUUCUCCAUCAAUCAGCACGCAAGCAUUUGCAGCGGAUUCGGCCCAGAACCUCCUGCCCACACACCGGAGCACGCGGUCUACGACAGGAAGCGACGCGACACAGUGACCACACAGAUCUACUCCACCUGCAAGUGUCGAACUCCGAAGUAUUUCAACAACACCAGGGAUCUUUGCGAGCUGAACAAGUUCGACGCGAUGAUGCGGCAUCUGGCUGCGAAGCAGGCCUCGUUCCAGCAAGUCGUGGCGGUGGAUCAGCACCUACAGCUAUUCCAGAGGGCUUGGUGCGUGGCCGAGCUGGUCGAAGCCAGGGCUCUGCAGAUCCAUCGAUCCCUCGUGGUUCUGAGCAAGGACUGCGUUUCCCGCAAGAAGACGGAGUUGCUCAAACAGAUCAGGGUGCAGGACUGCAAAGCAUCAAGACCAGAAGACGUGGAGGAGAUCUUGUCCAAGAUUGUGGAUAAGGAGAGGUUCAACCGAGAGCUCCAAGAUGCCCUCUUCAAGGAUGCAGACAGCUUAUUCCGAGACUUCUAUCGGAACUCAAAGGCCUUCGCACAGGCAGAUCUGCAAGUUGCGGCAAUGGACGUUUUGGCGACGUGA